UUCAUAUACUGCACAGAUCAAACGAGCCUAUUUAUUCCACGUUUGUCUUGCACAUUGUGAUCAAUAGUUUCCGUGCUGUCAACCAUAUAAGCCGGAGGCAUCGAGCUGUAUUUUUACUUUCAACUUUCUUGUUCUUGUGAAUCUUGACAGAUCCUCCUUCACAACAAAGAAUCACCAUGCAGAUGAAGGCAACCAUUUUGAUUGUGCUUGUCGCACUCUUCAUGAUUCAGCAAAGUGAAGCUGGCUGGUUUGGAAAAGCUUUCAGAUCAGUAAGCAACUUUUACAAAAAACAUAAAACAUACAUCCAUGCAGGACUUUCAGCUGCUACAAUGCUUGGUGACAUGACUGAUGAGGAAUUUCAAGAAUUCAUGCAGGACAUCGAACAAGCCAGAGAGGAAGAGCUUCUCAGCAGACAGUAAACAUUUUCGAAGUUAAAUCAAAGAACGAUCAAAUGGAAUGGAUAUGAAACGACAUCGAUUAAAGAACAUUUUCUUUUUCAUUUUAAACGGAAAUGCAUAAAAUAAAAAAGGCGCCAAAUA
Molecule: messenger RNA, 539 nt
Organism: Styela clava
Lineage: Eukaryota; Metazoa; Chordata; Ascidiacea; Stolidobranchia; Styelidae
Product: styelin-C
Source: RefSeq, a predicted model, not a curated record